Durusdinium trenchii is the source of this 1951-nucleotide messenger RNA. NCBI's taxonomy places the organism in Eukaryota, Dinophyceae, Suessiales, Symbiodiniaceae. The record is from the annotation of a GenBank genome assembly.
CGAAGGGAAGGUUGACUUGCAGGAAGAAUCAGAUGAUAUAUCAUACUAUAUCGCGUGCCAUCACAAGCAGUCGCAAGCAUUGAUUUCAGAGCGGUGUGUAAUGUCCGACGACGAGUGCACAAUGCCUCAAGCCUGCUGGGCAUCAUUGAUGCUUGCACUCUUGGAGCAGGACUGCGCAUCCUCAGGGCAAGCCAAUUGUAGUGAUAAAGGCUUUGCAGCAACGCCAGCUGAGCAUUGUGGGCCUUUCAGCAUAGAGGAGGACAAGGAUCAAAGCGAUGCAAAUAUUGCUGGAAACCUUCCACCAGGAAGUCCAAAAUGCCACAAGAUGACAGCAUCACCUGAAGCCACUGCACCAAUAAUGGAGGAGACAUGUGCAGAUUCCUUCCUAUCUGAGACAACGGCCCAAGCUGGUCAUUUCGGAGAAAGUCCUGGCGCCAUCGAUGCAAACCAGUCUUUCCAAACUGAUGGCGCGAGCCGUAUUGCCUUCAACUCGCCAUUUGUUGAUGAGACCUUCUCAACUCCUGGAGUUCGUGAACACAGCCGUGCAGGAUGCGCAACGUCCUUUGUUUCUGUAGCAGCUGCGGAUUUGGCACGCCAGCACCUGGAGUGGGUUCAGGAACUGGAGUCUGUCGACCAGAAGCAAGUUGACCUGAUGAUGACACAAUGGAAACUCCUUCGCAGCCAGACUGGCAUGCUAGCGCAGCAGCUUAUCGACAUGCGCAAGGAGGUGGAUCAAAUAAAGCAAGAGCAGCACAAGACCACGCAACAUUUGGAGCAGCAAAACCUGCAGAGUCGAGAGCUACAACAUCGUCUUGGCGCAAUGCUUCAACAGAGUGUUGAGGAAACACACAUGAGCAUGGCCAGAAUGCGCACGGAGGUUCAGAAGCGGGCGUCACAGGAUUCGGAGAUGCGGCGAAGGUUGCAGAGCUUGGAAAGCUGGACUUCUACAACCUUUCCAAGAUUCGAAAGCGAGAUCUCGGAGCUGCACAGCGCCGUGGACGUGAGCGUAAAGCAGGUAACGCAGUUGAAGGAUCAACUUUUGCAGCAGGUGGAUGACUGGAAGUCUGGCCACGGGUUGGUGAUUGAGCACAGCACCAAGCUCCAUGACCGCAUGCGCAAAGGAUUGCGUGCCCUCAUGACAGCUCAUGAGACCCACCGAGAUGAAGUGCAGCAGGCGCACAAAGUCCUUCUAGAGCGCUGUGAACAACAGCUGGAGAGCAAGCUCCAGGAGGCAGAGCGGUUGCGAUGCCAGCACCCGGCGUCGCCGUUGGCGCUGAAGGCGGAGAAGAACAAGGUGAUGAUCAAGAUGACCGAGAAGAAGAAACUACGUCUCAAAGAACCUCUGAACAGUCCUGGGGGCGAAGGGGCUGGUCAGAAGAGGAGUGGAGGCAAUGGAAGAGCUUCUACGCUUGGGGACCUGGACCUGGCGGAGAAGGGGGUCCCGGAGUACUCUGGAGAAGAUGAUCGUGAUGGGCUGAAGGCCAAGGGGUACAUCCGGAAGGUCCUCAAGAAGACGGCCAACCAGGACAUCCGUGACUUCAACCAGGAGUUUGACAGGCAGAUCAGCCGGCUUCGCGAAGUUGGUUGUACUCUCCCGGACAACUGCCUGGCUUGGUGGUAUGUGGACAAAAUGAGGUUGGACAACGCCACUGAGCUGAACCUCUUGUCUUCGGUGGGCAACCUCUACAACCUCCAGAAGCUCCAAGAUGCAGCGAUCAUUCAGGACAGGAUGAACCGACGCCUGUGGGAGAGACGACCUGACGGAGACAAGAGGACUGAGGAGAAAAGGAAAGGACACCAGGCUCUGAUGACCACGUUGGAUGAAGACGACGAGGACAACGAGGAGCCGGGCCUCUCCGACAUUGAGGAGGAGGAGUUCAUCGACGAUGAGCACACCCAUGAGGCCUUCGUCGCUUUCCGGACGCCAAGAGCAAGUACCGGGCAGCUCUGA